UUUUUUUUGCAGACUGCAUAUGGGCUGAAUGCUCAGCUGCGGAGCAUUUCUGAAGGAUCACAAUGCGCAUCUUGUGUCUGAUCUUCGUGCUUCUUUGUAAAAAACUGCACUCGGUGGAAUCCAAUGAUUCAGAAUUUCAGCUUACCAGCAAAGCCAGUGGUUUUUGCUUAGUUAAAAGCGGGACCACGUGCGACAACAUACGCUGGACAACUGGCAAACGACUGCUGGUCCCCAGGGUGAAUAAAUGCCUGGGAGCGCAGGGAAAAAGUGUUGGGAGUGAAGUAAUCCUCUAUGAUUGUGAUGAAGCAAGUGAACUGCAAAGGUGGGAAUGUAAGAAUGAAACGGUGCUCGCCCUCCAAGGCCAGGAACUUUAUGUGGAGCUCAAAGCAGAUAACACAGCUGUACUCUCGAAAUCAGUCGGACCCAACACCCAGCUCACAAUUUCGGGGACACCCAGUGGAGCUUGUACAAGAACCUACAGAGAACUUUAUACAAUUGAAGGAAAUGCAGCUGGAAGGCCCUGCAUGUUCCCAUUCAUGUACAAAAACCAGUGGUACUCAAGCUGCACUGACUCUGAAAAAGGCCGCCUGUGGUGUUCAGUUGAGACGAAAUAUGACAAUAAAACGUGGGGCUACUGCCCAACCAACGCUAAAGAAAAUUGGAACAAGCACCCAACAAACGGGGCAGCGUACCAGCUGAACACACAGUCUGCCCUGACGUGGUCGCAGGCUGAAACCAGCUGCAAGCAGCAGAGCGCUUCGCUCCUCAGCAUCACUGAUCCUGAUCAGCAAGCUUAUAUCACAGCUAUAUUGGAGGCAGGAGGUAGCACACAAGAGUACAAGCUCUGGACAGGACUAACCUUGAAUUCAGAACGUGGAUGGGAGUGGUCUAAUGGAAACCCGUUUCGUUACCUGAAUUGGGACUCGGGACACCCAUUUACUGACCCGGGACAUAGCUGUGGAAUCAUUGAUGGUGUUGUAAGGUUUUCAUGGCAAAGCUCGAAAUGUGAUUACAAGCUGGGCUACAUCUGCUACAGUAAAGGCAUUCUGGCUUCUCCAACCGAAGGCUUAGGGGUAGGAUUUUGCUCCCCAUCAUGGAUUCCAUACAACGGCCACUGCUUUAGUCUAUUUCGUACUGCGAAAACCUGGUCUGAUGCUCAGUUAGCUUGCAGUCAAGCGGGAGGGAACCUGGCAAGCAUUCGCAACACGGAAGACCAAAGCUUUGUGAUUUCUCAGCUUGGAUACGCCGCCACUGAUGAGCUUUGGAUCGGACUUAAUGACAGGCAGAGGGAAGGCCUGUUUGACUGGAGCGACCACUCCACAGUCAGCUUUACCAGCUGGGAGUUUGGGAGACCAGCUGUUGCAACUGACCAAGAGGAUUGUGUUCUCAUCAGAGGAGAAAGUGGAAACUGGGUUGACCGUGAUUGUCAGGAGAAACAUGGCUUUAUUUGUGUGAAAAGAAGUAACCCUGAGCCCUCUGGAGAUGAAGUAGAGCAGAAUCCAGGAUGCAAGCCUGGUUGGAAGAGACACGGCUCAUUCUGCUACUAUACUGGGACGGAAAGAAAGACAUUUGACGAAGCAAAAGAUCAUUGCAAGACAACAGAAUCAUACUUGGCUGACGUUUCAACCAGGGUGGACAAUGCUUUCCUUGUCAGCUUGGUGGGUCUGAGACCUGAGAAACAUUUCUGGUUGGGCCUCUCAAACCGAAAGAACAGAGAUGUUUUUGAGUGGACCUACCCGGUCCCAGUGAAAUACACUCACUGGAACAGUGAGAUGCCAGGCAACAACCAGGGUUGUGUCGCGAUGGCAACUGGUAUUUCUGCAGGCCUCUGGGACGUGUUGCCUUGUACCAAUAGAGAGAAGUACAUCUGCAAACAUCUGGCAGAGGGGGCAGUUUUGCCUCCUGCACCACCAACUGUCCCCUCUGUCCAAUGUCCAGAGAGCUGGUUCAGAGUCCCGUUAAAACACAUUUGCUAUAAGGUAUUUUCAGGGAUGUCAAAUAAGAGGACCUGGUUUGAGGCCAGAGAUUACUGCACAGCGGUUGGAGGAGACCUUCUAAGCAUCCAUAGCGCUGCUGAGCUUCGUCUGGAGCGACGAUACCCUAACCAUGAAGGUGUUCUUUAUAGCUAUGGAAGUGCUUGGAUUGGACUUAGUGUCCCUGACUCAAGCACAGGUUAUAAGUGGAGUGAUGGAUCCCCAGUAAACUUUCAACACUGGAGAGAUGGGGAGCCAAAUAAUAAAAACAAUGCAGAAUCUUGUGUUGAAAUGUUUAUACAUGACUGGGAUAAGGCAGGGUCCUGGAAUGAUAAUCACUGUGAAAAAUACAAUUCCUGGAUUUGUCAGAUCCCUACAGGAGCCACGCCAAAUUCCCCUCCACCCCCUGCUACUCCAGACUACAACCGUACCUCUGAUGGGUGGCUGGAAUGGAAAGGGAAACAAUAUUAUCUGAAUAAUCGGUUAAUGGCCAUGGAAGAUGCUCGACGGUUCUGCAAAGAAAAACAUAGUGACCUGGUGACCUUCAGCAGUGAAGAUGAAAACGUCUUUUUAUGGAAACAGAUAUACUCAGAAUCCCAAAAAUACUGGAUUGGUUUGACUGUGGACCUUGACAAAACUGCCCAAUGGAUAGAUGGUUCUCCAGUGAUAUUCCAGUGGUGGGCAGAUCAUCAACCUGAAUUCAAAAAAUAUGAUGAGACCUGUGUUGCCAUGAUGCCUCAUAAUGGCCUUUGGCAUGAUUAUAACUGCGGAUUUGAAUUAAAAUCGAUUUGUAAACGCAGUGGCACACCACCUGCCAAUGCCACUGUGGCUCCCACUGUGCCACCAAAGGGUGGCUGCGAAGACACCUGGAAAAAGUUUAAUUUUAAGUGUUACAAGCUCAUACAGGACCAGAUGUUAACAUGGGAUGCAGCAAGACAACGAUGCAUAGACAUGGGCGGCAACUUGGCUUCUAUUUCAUCAAGACAUGUGCAAGUGUUUUUAGUGUCUCAAAUGGUUGACAAACCCACUACAGAUCUAUGGAUUGGUUUUCAUAGUGCCUAUAGGAAUGGGUUUUACUGGGUUGAUGGACAACCUAAGUCAUAUAUCAACCUCAAUUCGCAAGAGCAAAGUUCUGUUCCACCUGUCCCAUAUUUUGGCGAAGACAGAUAUCCGAUGCGACUGAGGCAUAGACUUCAGACAUCAUGGAGGCACAGCCAUGACCUAUCAUGGGGGCACAGCCAUGACCUAUCAUGGAGGCCCAGCUAUGGAUCUUCGUAUACAGGAAAAUGUGCUGUAAUCAACACCGAUCCUUCGCUUGGUAUUGGUAAAUGGAGAGCCAAGUCCUGCAAUGACAGCAAUGGAUUCAUAUGUCUAAAAGCUGUUGACCCACAAUUCCAGGAUUCUCCUGAACCAAAACCUUCUACUAACUACAUCAAAAUAAUAAAUGACUCAAUUAAUGUUUUCGCUCAACAAAUGCCCUGGGAUGAAGCAAAGAAGAACUGUGAAGCUGAUGGUGGCAGCCUGGCCAGCAUACGGACAGAAUGGGCACAGGUUUACAUUGAACAGUUGGCUCUAAAUCUCAACCGUUCUCUAUGGAUUGGACUCAAUAAAGCCCAGACAAAUAACUAUUUCAGAUAUAUCGGAGGUUGGCAUGUUAAAUUUACACACUGGGGUGAAAAUGAACCACGCAGAGGUGGAACUUGUGUCUUUGUGGAUGUGGAUGGAAAAUGGAAAACUGGUGACUGCAAUAAAAACCUCAGCAGUGUUUGCAUGAAGUCUACAGAUACACCACCAAAAGCAGAUGUACACGAUUUUCCAGGAGUUUGUCCGGAAGACCCAGAUCCAGUUGUCCCAUGGCGGCACUAUUCCUGGAAACCCUUCAGAGGGUUUUGUUAUAUAUUUUUUUCUGAGGUGAAAGAGUGGCCGGAAGCAGCUACCAGCUGUGUAGCACAUGGUGGAUCCCUCGCCAGUAUUGCUGAUCCCUUUGAGCAGGAGUUCAUCAAAAAUAACAUUGCAACAUUUCGAGACAGGCAGUCAUCUUACUGGAUAGGCCUUUUCAAAACUCAUAAAGGGGAGUGGAUGUGGUUGGAUAGAACUGUGAUGGAUUACUCUUACUGGGAUCAAGGCCAACCUGGUUUUAACACUUAUGGACUGAUAAGUGCAUUAGAUGGGAGGUGGCGCACUUCCUAUCAAACGGCUGACAGACCAUAUAUCUGUAAAACAGCAAAAGUGUUACUACCAACGCCAUUAUCAUUACCUGAUGUGGCAUUAGAGUCUCAAGAUCGCAGCCGCGUCCCUUUAAUAGUUUUGCUGAUCGUUGGGAUUGCAGUGGGGGCAGGCAUUGUGUUUGUUCUGUUGAAGAAGUCUGGCCAUAUACCUGCUCCUGCCCGGCUAAGCGCCUUUGACAACCCACUCUUCAGCAACAAAAGUUCGGAUUUGGUCGACAGUAAAAAUCUGGUGGAGAAUGCAGAUUAGAUCAUAAGAAAAAGCAUUCCCUGGUCAGGGCUAGUUGUUUUUGCACAAUUGCAUUCAUUUGACAUGUGAAAAAUCUGAACGGGUGAAAUGCAUGUAGGAAAUUAUGCAUAAAAUAUAUGACACAAAUAUGACAGCGAAAGGAUUUCCCACUGGUCACAUUAGCCAAAAUGGAGAUUUAUCCUUUUUUAAAGCAGAGAACACAGACUUUGCAGUUUGCCUGGUCUCAGUGUAAGACCUUUUCCUUAUCUAUGUGUGCUCUGGAUUCCUCCCAUAGUUUAAAAACAUGCAUGUUAGUAUGAAAAGAAAACAUUUAUGUAAACAUUCAAUAAUCUCAAUGUCAGCAGUCAUUUUUGCCUUUUAGUUUGCAUCCAUCCUGCAGCAGUUACACAUUGGUUGUACAAGUUCAUAAAUUGUUUUUCAUCAGCUAGCGUUCAUUUUCAUGCAGCAAUAGUACCACUUUUAUAAAAAAUUUUAUAAAAGUUUAAUUCCAAACGUAUAGUUAUUUUACAUCGUUUUAGUAUCUUUUGAUAGAUGCUUAUUUCGUUUUUGUUGAGAAUUAUUUUUUUAGUGGAUUGAAAAAUAUUUAAAUCUAAAUCUGCCACUAGUAUGUAUAAUUUUAGGGUUUAUUGUAGGCAACCAGUGUGCCUAAAAUGUUCUUGCAAAAUGUACUUUGUAUCUACUGCCUCUUUUUGUUCUUAUUGACUUGAGUGUAUCGUGUUUUUUAAGCUAGUGCAUUAGGAUGUCAAACCAUUGGGAGCUAAUGUGUACCUAAUGCAGCAUAAUCAUAAGCAAAAAAAUGGCAACUAAAUUUAAGCUCAUUAAAUAAUUAAAUGCUCAGCUCAGGCUUACCAAUGCAUGCUUGUUCAUAAUGUUGUUUAUCACUAUGUUGCAAUGCUGGUUGGGGGAGGGAAGGGGGUACUCCAAACAUAUCUUAAAUACACAUAUUCUCCUAAUACAGAAAAUUCUGUACAGAAAAUAAGUCAAGUGCUCAAAAAUAUUUUGUUCUUUGUUGUAAACAAUAAAUAAAAUCUACAAAAAAUGUAAAACAAAGAUUUUAGAUGGUAAAAAGUCACACAAGUGCUAUCCUUAAAUGAAAUGCCACAGAGAAUGUAUUUUAUAUUUUAAUGAUUUUCAACAAUAGAAUGCAUAUCUAUCAAAGUAAUGUUGAAAUGCUGUACAAAAUUAUAUAACCAAAAUAAAUCUUGAAAGGAAAAUCAGUCUUGUUUACUCAUUGCAGUCACACCCACUACAGAGUAGUGUAACAAGCUCUCAACCUCUCCAUUCAUUUAAACAAGGCAGUUAUGAGAUAUAUACAAAUGCAUAGAUUGUAUUCAAGCAAUAUGUUUUUCUACAAUAAAAUGCAUAGAUUAUCCUGCAUAUACUUGAAUGUGACCACAAGAUUAGUCAUGCUUUCAAACAGACCUAAUGCAAGACAGUAGAUAGGCUUCAGCAUUUCCAAAUGCAGAACUGAAAAUUGUACUUUUCUUUUUUUAGUCAUACAGAUAAAAAACAAUUAGGGUUGUAACGUAUAACAUAGCAUAAUAUAAUCACUUUUAGAGACCAAUCAAUUUAAAAUGCAAACAUAAACAAAAUAUGAUAAUAGGAAAAAACACACGUCAAUUGGUUUCCUAAACAUGUAAAUAUAACAAAACUGUGUUUGUCUUUCUAGUUUUCUUGAGGUUGAAUUUUUGUGGUGCAAAGUCUUAAAUGAUGUCAAGUUAAACCCAGUCCACGCGAAAGGUGAAAAUGGAAAUAUCUGCAGAAAAUAGAGAGUUGAAAUUUGUACACUAAAAUUUUUCCAUAAAUAAUCAUCUAUUUCAAAUUCAUUAUUCUUUCAAACUCUGUACAUGACAGUUUUUUUUUUUUUAGAGUAAAUGAUGUUUAUUUUUUUGACAACUGAUUAACAUAUAACCUAAAGUAGAAGAUGUAAAGUUGUAAAAUGUAUUUGUAUUGCUUGUCACAUUUUAUGAAUAUGAAGAAUUGGUAAUAAAAGUAAAAAAAAAAAAACAAGAUAAAUGUGUUUUUCAAUCAAAUUAUAUUAAAAAAGAUAACUUUUAGUUGUCCAGAUACAGUAAGUGUAAAAAAGAAAGAAAGUUGUGUUUUGUUCAAACACAGCUAUGUUAACAAACAGAUUAAGCUCAAAUGUUGUCUAGAUUGGAGAAAGUGUAGAGAGUAGAAAUUAAGAUUAAAAAAGUAUAUUUUCUGUCAAGACUAAAAGAUAACUACAGAUGGCCUUAUUCAACAGUCUGGCCCUGAAAUAGCUUUUAGGUACAUACAGUAUGUUUGCAAAUCAUUUGCUCUAUCUGUAAGCUCUGUCUCUGCAUCUAAUUAACAAAGCAAAUAGCAUUGAUGAUGUCACAGUGCGAACAUGCCCAGCAACUGCAGUAGGUUUGUGCCAGAUAAAUAAUGCAAAAAGAGCUGUAUAAUCCAAAUAUUACCUCCAGCCACAAGCACAGCAGGCACAAAAGUGGAAGAUUGAAAGAGAAACAUUUUUACAGGCCCUCCUAAUGCCUGAAGGAACACCUAAAACGAUUGCAAUCAUACAGUCAACAUUCUAUGUCAAUUUUAUAUUCAGCUGUAGGUUGAAAGGGAUAUUCAUAAGGGUGAAACAAAGGUGGCUAGAUUUUACACAGUGUUUUGAAACGUUAUUUGAAGAUUAAAUAAUUAUUAUGCAACAUGUCAGGCACUCCUCAAAGGCUCAGUUUCAGUCCUCAUUUUAAGAAAGGCUGCUGUACAUUAGAUUUUUUUUCUUCUCAUUUUAAGUAAAAUUUAGGAGAUGGAAAUUUUUUCUCAGCAACUAUGUAUUCACAGCAAUAGUCUUUAGAAUCCAAUUGUUUUAAUUUACAGAAAUUUUAAUGAAUAUAGGAAAUACUUCCUCUACUUGGGCA
Fundulus heteroclitus (mummichog) is the source of this 7336-nucleotide messenger RNA. Its product is annotated as macrophage mannose receptor 1. The record is from RefSeq and is a predicted model, not a curated record. The transcript is spliced from 35 exons. Lineage: Eukaryota; Metazoa; Chordata; Actinopteri; Cyprinodontiformes; Fundulidae. Gene Ontology annotation, molecular function: signaling receptor activity. The coding region runs from base 63 to 4448 and encodes 1461 amino acids.